Aureobasidium musti is the source of this 1431-nucleotide messenger RNA. The record is from the annotation of a GenBank genome assembly. NCBI's taxonomy places the organism in Eukaryota, Fungi, Ascomycota, Dothideomycetes, Dothideales, Saccotheciaceae.
AUGAAAAACUCUCUUAUGUUGACCGCUCUUGCGAGCACAGUGUCAGCCAAAUAUUGGGGUCCUUACCACAGUCCUACCUACUCGAAUGCUUCCCUGUCCUUCGAUGCCACUAUCAGAGUCAACGCUGAGCAGCGCUAUCAGACCAUGAUUGGUGGUGGAUGCUCAGGUGCGUUUGGAGCGGCUUGCACUACCAACACCCUCUCUGCAGCCGACCAGGACGCGGUAGUCAGAACGUUGUUCGACGAAAACGUUGGCGCUCUAUCUAUACUCCGCAACCUUAUUGGAUCUUCUCCUGGCGCGACCAUACUUCCUACCUGCCCUGCUACCCCUGCCGGUCCGUUCAACUACACCUUCCCCUCCAACAACGACAGCUGUCAGUUGACCUUGGCUCAAAAUGCGCUCAAGUACAAUCCGGACCUGUACUUGUACGCAGAUGCUUGGUCAGCUCCAGGCUGCUUCAAGACCACUGGCCGUGAAGCUGGCGGUGGUUUCAUCUGUGGUGUCAGACGCUCGAACUGCACCUAUGACUGGCGUGAGGCUUAUGCCAACUAUCUGAUCGAGUACGUCAAACUCUAUCAGCAGCGCGGUAUCAAGGUUUCUCUGCUAGGCGCAUACAACGAACCUGAUUUCAACCCUGUCACCUACUCUGCGAUGUUGUCUGACGGCUACCAAGCCUACGACUUCCUAAGCGUCUUUUACCCGAUGGUCAAGAAGGCUUUCCCCAGCCUGGCUGUGUCCUGCUGUGACUCAACCGGUGCUCGCCAACAGCGCGACCUUCUAUACGAACUUGAUCGCGUUGGUGGAAAGACUCUCUUUGAUGUCAACACUUAUCACAACUACCAGUCUGAUAUCAAGAGACCUUUUGACGACCUCCUUGCCGGACAACCUACCAUCGAGACUGAAUGGAGUGAUGGCGGCAACACCUGGACUAGGACCUGGGAUGUCACAGGAAACAACUUCGAGGGUUUCCAGUGGGCUAUCUACAUGCACAAUGCAUUCCGCAACAACGUCGCUGGUUGGAAUCAUUGGUGGUGCAGUUGGACAGGUCCUACAGAUGCCGCCCUUGUCCAGGUGAACGGCACAUCGUAUGAAGUCUCUGCUCGCCUGUGGGCCUUUGCUGGUUACUUCCGCUUCGCACGUCCUGGCGCUGUGCGCUUGUUCACCGACAGCAGUGUUGAAGAAGUUUAUGUCACUGCGUGGGAGAACAAAAACGGCACCAUUGCCAUUCCUGUCAUCAACGCUGCGCAUUACACAUACACGUUGGACGUGCAGUUGUCCGCCACAAAUGUGUCCAUGGCGACUGCUUACUUGACUGACAACGAACACAACGUCACCCAGGCCGAGCAGUUCACUUUUGAAGGUGGCAGAUUCAGGGCUCAGAUCGAGCCCAGGGCUAUGAAGACAUUCUUCCUAGAAGAGGCAGCGACUUGA